Molecule: messenger RNA, 1335 nt
Organism: Strongylocentrotus purpuratus (purple sea urchin)
Lineage: Eukaryota; Metazoa; Echinodermata; Echinoidea; Camarodonta; Strongylocentrotidae
Product: organic cation transporter protein-like
Exons: 6
Coding region: 318-1082 (254 amino acids)
Biological process (GO): transmembrane transport
Molecular function (GO): transmembrane transporter activity
Source: RefSeq, a predicted model, not a curated record
GCGGUUAUAUUAAAUAAAAACACAGGAAUUAACACCUUUCACUUCACCCAAACGCCAACAGCUCCAUAUUUCCAUAUCUUACAAUGUUGUGACAACGCAAGUCUUUAUUCUCUCCUGUUAGCUUUCUUCCGGAAUCGGUUCGUUGGCAAAUAUCGGUGGGAAAGUAUGACGAGGCGGAAAAGACUCUAGUGAAGAUUGCUAACUCGAACGACAAGCCCCUUUCAGGUCCAUUCUUCAGCAGUGAUUUUAAGAAGAAACAAGAGGCCGCACCAAGGGAGAGACGAGCUACAGGAAUUGACAUAUUCCGCCAGCCUCGAAUGAGACUACGAACCAUCAAUCUUAUCUUUACCUGGAUGGUGAAUUCCUUGGUGUACCACGGUCUAUCACUAAACACCUCAAACCUCGGUGUCAACGAAUACGUCGCCUUCGCAGUGUCAGGAGCCGUCGAGAUCCCUGCUUACCUUCUCUCCGUGGUCGCCAUCGAGAUCAAGUUCAUAGGACGGAGGAUUAGUCUCAGUGUGUGCCUGUUGGUCGCCGGCGUGGCUUGCCUCUCUACAUCCGCCAUACCACCCGGAGCAGCACUCACAUCAGUUGCAAUGAUUGGUAAAUUUGGAAUUUCGGCAUCUUUCGCAAUCCUGUAUCUGUACACCGCGGAGCUGUACCCAACCAACAUCAGGAGCGUGGCAAUGGGGACCUGCUCGAUGUUUUCACGAAUCGCCGGCAUUGUGGCGCCCCUCAUACUCAUACUGGCCAAGAUUUGGACUCCACUACCCCUCGUCAUCUACGGGUCCGUCUCAGUGAUCGCUUGCCUACUGACUCUCUUCCUCCCCGAAACUUUGGGCCACAAGCUCCCCGAGACAAUCGAAGAAAGCGAAAAUUUUGGAAGGAAAUCUGACGAGAACAACACCAGCUCGGGUACAAAUGGCGUCUACAUUCUUAACCAGGAUGGGCGUGAAGAGAAGGAGAUUAAAGAGAAUGGAGGGGUCAACACCAUGGAUUACGUGAAUCCUUCAUUCAAUAUUCAAGAUGAGAAUGACCACGGCAAACGGGAUAGUGGCGUGCAAGCUGAUUUACCGGAAUAACCUUAGAAAAGUACAUGUACCUUCGCGAAAAAGAGGUGUACAAAACGAUAUAUCGGCUUGACGAAGUACUGUUAGCACAAUAGCAAACACAUUCGAGAAAAAUGUAAGGGCUAAGUCAAUAUCAUAUUGUACAUCCAACAGAUAUCAUGUUUUGGGUGACGUGAUACUUUACUUUUUAUGUUCGCUGCAAUGUUCGCACAUUUUGUAUACAGUGCGUCCCAAAAAAAACUAUACACUUUUGAAAUGGCUGCCA